Molecule: messenger RNA, 3304 nt
Organism: Labeo rohita (rohu)
Lineage: Eukaryota; Metazoa; Chordata; Actinopteri; Cypriniformes; Cyprinidae
Product: E3 ubiquitin-protein ligase TRIM35-like
Exons: 10
Coding region: 115-2349 (744 amino acids)
Molecular function (GO): protein binding; zinc ion binding
Source: RefSeq, a predicted model, not a curated record
ACAAAGAGAAACAUUGAUGCAUUUGAGAAUAUUGUUUCUGAACAAACAGCAGAUUUUUGUGAUUCACUGGGUUAUUCAUUUUUGAAGUUGUUUUUUCAGAAAGUGACAGUGAAAAUGGCUUCAUCAGCUGAAUAUGACUAUAAUUGUCCCGUGUGCUGUAAAAUCUUCAAGGCUCCUGUUAUUUUAUCAUGUAGUCACAGUGUCUGUAAAGAGUGUCUUCAACAGUUCUGGAGAACCAAGAAAACUCAGGAGUGUCCUGUCUGCAGGAGAAGAUCCUCAAAAGAAAAUUCUCCAUAUAAUCUGGCAUUACAAAACUUGUGUGAGUCGUUCCUGAAGAAGAGAAAUGAGAGUCGUUCAUCAGGAUCUGAGGAGAUCUGCAGUUUACACAGUGAGAAACUCAAACUCUUCUGUCUGGAGGACGAACAGCCUGCGUGUUUAGUGUGCAGAGAUUCAAAACAACACGACAAUCACAAAUUCAGACCAAUAAGUGAAGUUAUUUUAUCAUAUAAGGUGGAGCUGAAUACAGCACUGAUAUCCGUACAGGAGAAGCUUAAAAUGAGAGAAGAAAUGAAAGGAGAGUUUGAGAAAACAGUUCAACACAUCAAGUCUCAAGCUGAGCACACAGAGCAUCAGAUUAAACAGCAGUUUGAGAAGCUUCAUCAGUUUCUCAGAGAUGAAGAAGAAGCUACAAUCACUGCACUGAGAAAGGAAGAGGAGCAGAAGAAGCAGAUGAUGAAGGAGAAGCUGGAGGAGAUGAACAGACACAUCUCAGCUCUUUCACACACAAUCAAAGACACGGAGGAGAUGAUGAAAGCCAAUGACGUCUGCUUUCUAAAGGAGUUUCCAGUCACGAUGGAAAGAGUCCAGAUCUCACAGCCGGAUCCACAGACGCCUUCUGGAGCUUUGAUUCAUGUGCCACAUUACUUGGGCAACCUGCCAUUCAGAGUCUGGAAGAAGAUGCAGGACAUUGUCCAAAACACUCCUGUAAUUCUGGAUUCAAACACUACUCAUCCAUAUCUCGUCUUGUCUGAUGAUCUGACCAGUGUGAGAUACAGCGAGAACGAACAACUCCUGCCUGAUAAUCCAGAGAGAUUUGACAGGUAUUUCUGUGUUCUGGGUUCAGAGGGUUUUAACUCAGGAACACACUGCUGGGAUGUGGAGUUUAAAGAGAGUCGAGUCUGGAGUCUUGGAGUAACUACAGCAUCAAACCAAAGGAAGGGAAAUGAUUUCUAUGACACUGAUGUCUGGAGUGUGCAGUACGGAUUGUCUGAUAAAUUUGGUUUUCCUGUUAAAAUGAAGUCUGAGCGUGUGAGAGUUGAUCUGGACUAUGACAGAGGAACGGUGUCAUUCUCUGAUCCUGUAACUAACACACAUCUACACACAUUCACAACCACCUUCACUGACACAGUCUUUCCAUUCUUCAGUAGUGACCGUCUGAGGAUCUUACCAUUCAAUAUUGGUGAAAAGAUGUUAGAUGCCUGUAUCACACCCACUGUGAAGCAUGAAGGUGGCACUGUGAUGGUCUGGGGCUGUUUUCGAGCAGGAAAAGUUUGUGACAUGCUGUUCCUUCUGGUCAGCGCCUUAUUGGUUGUGGCUUCACCUUCCAACAAGACAAUGACCCCCUAUUUGGAGAGGAAACAGUUCAUCGUGAACAGACACAUCUCAGCUCUUUCACACACAAUCAAAGACACGGAGGAGAUGAUGAAAGCCAAUGAUGUCUGCUUUAUAAAGGAGUUUCCAGUCACGAUGGAAAGAGUCCAGAUCUCACAGCCGGAUCCACAGACGCCUUCUGGAGCUUUGAUUCAUGUGCCACGUUACUUGGGCAACCUGUCGUUCAGAGUCUGGAAGAAGAUGCAGGACAUUGUCCAAAACACUCCUGUGAUUCUGGAUCCAAACACUGCAAAUCCACAUCUCGUCCUGUCUGAUGAUCUGACCAGUGUGAGAGACAGCAGGACCUAUCAACCACUUCCUGAUAAUCCAGACAGAUUUGACUGUUAUGAAUGUGUUCUGGGUUCAGAUAGUUUUAACUGCUGGGAUGUGGAGGUUAAAGAGAGUCGAGUCUGGAGUCUUGGAGUAACUACAGCAUCAAACCAAAGGAAGGGAGGUGUUUUCUUUAACACUGAUGUCUGGAGUGUGCAGUAUGGAUAUUCUGAUCAGUUUGUUUUUCCUGUUAAACAGAAGCUUGAGCGUGUGAGAGUUGAUCUGGACUAUGACAGAGGAACGGUGUCAUUCUCUGAUCCUGUAACUAACACACAUCUACACACAUUCACAACCACCUUCACUGACACAGUCUUUCCUUUCUUCUGUACUGUUUACUCUCUAAGAAUCUUACCAUUCAAUAGUCAAUAAACUUGUAGUUUAGCCAGAUUGUUUUUUAAGUCCAGUUUAAAUUCAGUUCAUAUAAUGUUAUUUAUGACAUCUAUACCAAUAAUCAUUUUGAGAUCAGGCACUUCAGACAAAUGACUUUUCAGGUAAAGUGGGUCCUCUCUGAUUUAUCCAAAAAUAUCCUGUAUCUUAAGUGCAGAUUAUAAAAACAUAUUUAUUUAUUUAUUUAUUUGUUUGUUUGUUAUGUUCAUUAACACAUAUUUAUCAAACAAAAAUUCAACAACAUAUUUAACAAACCUAAAAACAUAUAGUGUUUAGGCUAUGACUAAAUUUCAUAGCUUCACUCAAAUCAUGCAUAAAAUUCAAAACAACUGAUAGAACAUGUUGCGCUGACGAGAUUUAUGUUUUUGAAAUCUAAAAGAAUAUUAAUGACAAUUAACUCUGCAAAAUAUUAAAUGUGACUAUAACACAUGCAGCAACAAAUAGGCAAACAAAAAAUAAUAACAUUUAAAAUUGUAAACAUUUGUGUUUUUCUGUCUGUUUUCCCUGAACACUCUUAAUGAACUUUGUGACCAAUUUUAAAACUUCAUAUACUCUUCAUUCACGUUUUACUCGUCUUUUUUCACUCCAUAUUCAACUUCAUACAUCACCUUCCUUUCUGCUCUGUUUGAUUUCUUUCAUCUCUGACUUGAAUUUCCUGACUGCACACUUCUUUCUGUUUUCUGAAAAAGUCAAUCACACAUGUCAGUUGUAAGAUAAUCAGUGAAUAUAAAUGUAUUUAAUGAAUGUGAAUAGAAUUAGUGAAGGCCAGGUGUCCCACUUUAUCUAGCACAUUCAUCCAAAGUGCGUCAGCAAUAUUUAACCUCAGAUGAAAACAAACAUUUUUUAAAAUGUACUCUUCGCUUUUUAAUCAGUAUUAACUGCAAUAACAAAUAACACAAGUACUGUGACUAUUAUAUUUGUUUACAUUUAGUGAGCA